Rosa chinensis is the source of this 690-nucleotide messenger RNA. RefSeq lists its product as uncharacterized. The coding region runs from base 88 to 690 and encodes 200 amino acids. Lineage: Eukaryota; Viridiplantae; Streptophyta; Magnoliopsida; Rosales; Rosaceae. The transcript is spliced from 3 exons. The record is from RefSeq and is a predicted model, not a curated record.
GGGUUUUAGGUUUUGUGAGAGAAAAAUAUCAAUUUUUUGAGAAUUUGAUGCUUCUGAUUGAAAAUUCCUUCAAGUUUCGCAACGGCUAUGAACUCAGGUUAUUCUCUGCACAACAUUGAGCCUCUUAAUGGCUCAAAUUUUAAAAUAUGGAAAGAGCGUAUUGAGCUUUAUCUUGGCCUCCAAGGACUUGAUGUGUGUUUGAGGGAGCCUCAACCUGUUUUGAAUGAUACUAGUCCUGAGGUGAUAAUUGUGAAACACAGGGAGUGGCAUAGGACCAAUAGAAUGGCCAAACUAAUUAUGAAACAAACGAUGUCACCUGUGGUGAGGGGUAGUGUUGCUGAACCUGAUACGGCUUUGGGAUUUAUGACCGCUAUUGGCCUGAAGUUUAAGGAGAAUGAGAAAGCAGAGAUUUCAGCCUUACUAGAUCAGCUUUUAGGCAUGAAGUUUGACACCUCAGAGAGUGUUAGGGAGCAUAUAAUGAAAAUUAUUCACAUAACCACUAGACUUGGUGAAUUGGAGAUUGCAUUCUCUGAUGCCUUCAUUGUUCACUUGGCCCUGAUCCGUCUUCCUCCUAGUUUUGGCCCAUUGAAGACUGCAUAUUUUUCACAGAAGGAAAAAUGGGACUUGAAUGAGCUUAUAGCAAUUUGUGUGCAGGAAGAAGAAAAUGGAAGGGUAAGGGCAAAGCUGUAG